AUGAGCCCCGACGUCCGGCUACCGCUUCAUAUCCCUGUGAGAAGGAUGCUGCAACAAGCUCUCAAAGUAUCCGGCCGGAGCGGCUUCCCGCUGCUCAAGUGGAUGGAGAAGUGGGCUGAGGGCGCAUCCGCCAAGCCGCAGGCACUGAGGACCCUGGACGACAUGCCGGGUCCGUCGGUCGGGAGGUUCGCCUGGGACCUGUUCGCCAAGCGCGGGCUGUCGCGGCUGCACGAGUUACAGGUGGAGGGAGUGCAGCGGUAUGGGCCCAUGUGGAAGGCCAGCUUCGGCCCCAUCCUGACAGUUCAUGUGGCGGAUCCAGCGCUCAUUGAGCAGGUGCUGAGGCAGGAGGGCCAGCACCCCAUGCGCUCUGACCUGUCCUCCUGGAAGGACUACAGGAAGCUCAGAGGACACAACUACGGACUCCUGACAGCGGAGGGGGAGGAGUGGCAGUCGGUGAGGAGCCUCCUGGGGAAGCACAUGCUGCGGCCAAAAGCAGUCGAAGCUUACGAUAAAACCCUGAACGCCGUGGUCAGUGACCUGAUUGCCAAACUUCGCCUUUGCAGACGCUCUCAGGGCCUCGUCUCCGACAUCGCCAGCGAGUUCUACCGCUUUGGCCUUGAGGGUAUUUCCUCGGUAUUGUUUGAAUCCAGAAUUGGUUGCCUGGACGAAGUUGUCCCAGAAGAGACCGAGCGUUUUAUCCAGUCGAUCAACACCAUGUUUGUAAUGACGCUUCUCACCAUGGCGAUGCCCAAAUGGUUGCACCGGCUGUUUCCAAAACCCUGGAACAUCUUCUGUCAGUGCUGGGACUACAUGUUUGACUUUGCAAAAGGUCACAUUGACCAGCGUCUGACGUCUGAAGCAGAGAAGGUUGCCCGUGGGGAGGAGGUGGAGGGCCGCUACCUCACCUACUUCCUGUCGCGGAGCGGUUUGCCGAUGAAAACUGUCUACAGCAACGUCACAGAGCUGCUCAUUGCAGGAGUCGACACAAUCUCCAGCACCAUGUCGUGGUCGUUGUAUGAGCUGUCCCGCCACCCCGAGGUGCAGGUGUCGCUCCGGGACGAGGUGUUGAGCGUGCUGGAGGGGCGACGCAUACCGGAGGCAAAAGAUGUGGCCCAAAUGCCUCUCCUGAAGGCCACAGUCAAAGAAGUGCUCAGGUUGUACCCCGUUAUUCCUGCCAAUGCAAGAGUCAUUACAGAGAGAGAAAUCCAGGUUGGAGGCUACGUCGUCCCAAAAAAUACUCUGAUUACCCUGUGCCACUUUGCGACGUCGCGGGAUCCAGCGGUGUUUCCAAAGCCAGAUGAAUUCCAUCCACAUCGAUGGUUGAACAAGGACCAGACUCACCACCCUUAUGCUUCUGUUCCAUUUGGUGUGGGAAAACGCAGCUGCAUAGGCCGACGUAUCGCUGAGCUGGAACUCUACCUUGCUCUUACCAGGAUUCUCAUAGAGUUCGACGUGAAGCCGAACCCAGAUGGGAUUUCCGUGAAGCCCAUGACACGCACGCUUCUGGUUCCUGAAAAUGUCAUUAGCCUCCAGUUUAUUGAACGAUGACCCACUCUCCUCUGCUAAUCUAUUACACGAGCGAGAACGUGAGUCUCUUCGCAGUAGAGUGCGAGCAGAGAAGAGUUAUCUCAGGAAACAAGAGCCUGUUGCACGCAGUCAGACCUUUGACCUCCGACGCGACAAAGGCCAAAGCCCUCCGUACCUGUCACCUAGCGCGUGGAGAAGGACAAAUUCUUGAGGGAUGAACGGGGACAUUUCCACCACUGGGGCUUUACACCCGAAGCAAUGUAACUCCAAACGUAAUACUGUGUUGUUUUGUUUUAUACUGAGGGUCACCAUUGAAGAACUUUUUACUCAGAGGCCAAGGGCAAGCCAAUGAUCACUGUCAGUACGUUUCCAUUGCCAAUCUUCAGACUCAAUGCUUGAAAGUGUCAGACCAUGCUGCAUGUUGUAGAAUUUGCAACGAGUUUGUAUUUUAAGCUGACUGUUUAUAUUCAAAUAACCUCUUCCAGACUCCAAUUAUGGUCUGAAAUCUUGUACACUCAUGAAUGUAUUUAUCAUUUCCUCUGUGUUCUGGACAGGCAAAUAUUUAGUUGUGUUUAAUAUGGACAUUGUGCCAUAAAGGAUUUGAGUUUGGAGUUGAGUCUCAGUCUGGCACUUGAAACUUGAGUUUCAAAUGUUCCAAACAUCAGUGGAUUUGAUACGUGGCUUAUGGUGAACUUUCAGUGACAGGCUCAUUUUUUGUCAAACGGCAGCUGUUUAAUGUUCCUGUGUAGGAAUGCAUGGUGCCACUGUUUAAAAUCUCAAACUUUAACUAUUUUGCACCCUGCUAUCUGUGUUGUUUUAAAAAUGUAAAUUGUCAAAUUCAACAGUGCAGCACAAUGCAAUUUUAGUAUUUUGUCUUUUCCUACUUAUUAUAAGUGAUGUACCACCACUUUGUAAAUGCAAUAAGCUUCAGUAUCUGAACUCUGUAUUUGUUAUGUUUUAACAUGUUAAACUGUUUUGUAGGUGUCAUUAAAUGGUUUCA
Molecule: messenger RNA, 2527 nt
Organism: Pungitius pungitius (ninespine stickleback)
Lineage: Eukaryota; Metazoa; Chordata; Actinopteri; Perciformes; Gasterosteidae
Gene: cyp27b1
Product: 25-hydroxyvitamin D-1 alpha hydroxylase, mitochondrial
Biological process (GO): cortisol metabolic process; glucocorticoid biosynthetic process; cholesterol metabolic process
Cellular component (GO): mitochondrial inner membrane
Molecular function (GO): heme binding; monooxygenase activity; iron ion binding
Source: RefSeq, a predicted model, not a curated record